Messenger RNA from Daucus carota subsp. sativus, 873 nucleotides. RefSeq lists its product as hypothetical. Gene Ontology annotation, molecular function: calcium ion binding. The transcript is spliced from 3 exons. Bases 132 to 779 code for a protein of 215 amino acids. The record is from RefSeq and is a predicted model, not a curated record. Lineage: Eukaryota; Viridiplantae; Streptophyta; Magnoliopsida; Apiales; Apiaceae.
ACCUUAACGAAGCUUUAGCUAACUCCCUCAAUAAUUGAGAGGAUAUCUGUCUAUAAAUAAGCAUGUUAAAAUCUAGUUCAUCGUACCCAAAAAAAAACCUAAGUCCAACAUAGUUAUCAUAUAUUGUUAGAAUGUCCUCGUACCAACAAGACUGCGCAAUGGCAAACCUUCGGAACUUUGUAGUGUCUCAAUACUACGCUGCACCGUCGGAUGUUCAAACUCUGGGACACCAAUUCUUCAAUGCCAUGGACAGAGAUGGAAAUGGAAGUGUUGACUAUAGUGAGUUCAAGAACUUCUUAGUUUCCGAAGGGUUUGAAUACUACGCUGGCAGAAACUUGUUCAUGUCGUUAGACGGAGACAAGAAUCGAGGUUUAGAUUUCUGGGAGAUCAUGACUCUUUACUAUAUUAUCAAAUCUAGGAAGCCCUUCUGUGUCAAAUGCGACAUUUUUUUGGGGGACGCUUAUAGUGUUUGCAAUGAUUGUGGCGGAGGCCCCUACUAUUUCUGCAACAAUUGUUAUCAAUGCCACCUCCAAGAGCCCUCAUUUUCUGUUAAGCCGACGAGCAAUCCUUUAAUGUCUGAAACGCCGAAUGCAAACGCAAUGACUAUGGCUUCUUCGCCAAAUUAUGAAAUGGAUGCUGUGAAUGGCAGUACUAGUGAAAGGGGUUUAAGGAGCAAAAUGAGAGUAGCGUUCGACGCAUUUGAGUUAGGAAUGAACGCGUGGACGGUGUACGACAUAGUCAACACAGUUUCCGGCGGUGGUGGCUGUUCUAUUAUGUGACAGAAAUUAAGUAAAUCAUGUGUAAAACCUAAGUUCUUGGUUAUAUGUACUCUAUUUUCUACCUUUACUACGAUCUGAUACGAUUAUUUAUUAA